AUGGUGACAGUGCUCACGAACAUCGCCUACUCUCUCGGACUGGUCGCCCUGGCGGUUGUCGCCUACCUGGUCAGGGACUGGCGGCAACUAGCGUUGGCCACCUCGGUCCCCUUCCUCACUUUCUUCUUGUACUGGUGGGUGCUUCCAGAAUCCCCCAGGUGGCUGUUGGCCCGAGGAAGAUUCGACGAAGCCGAGAAAGUACUCAACACGAUGGCAAGGGUCAACGGGAGGUGCCUCAACCCCAACUUCAUCUUGGACAUGAAGAGAAAAUACCAAGUGGAGAGGUUUUCGAAGGAGAAAUGCAGCGAAGAAAGGAGCUAUGGAGUCAUGGACCUCUUCAGGACACCCAAUCUCAGGAGGAAGACUAUUAUAAUCACCUUUAUAUGGUUCACUAACACCAGCGUGUACGUAGGCCUGUCCUACUACGCGGCCCUCCUCGGAGGGGACGAGUUCCUCAACUUCUUGCUGGCGGGCGCCGUCGAGCUGCCUACCUACCUCGUCCUCUGGCCCAGCGUGGAGAAGCUAGGUCGGCGGUGGACGCUCUGCAUCAGCAUGCUGAUUGGCGGGGUGGCCUGUCUUGCCACGCUACUCUCUCAACAUGGCAAGUUUUAA
Nezara viridula (southern green stink bug) is the source of this 612-nucleotide messenger RNA. The record is from the annotation of a GenBank genome assembly. NCBI's taxonomy places the organism in Eukaryota, Metazoa, Arthropoda, Insecta, Hemiptera, Pentatomidae.